Messenger RNA from Cladocopium goreaui, 1374 nucleotides. The record is from the annotation of a GenBank genome assembly. Lineage: Eukaryota; Dinophyceae; Suessiales; Symbiodiniaceae.
AUGGCUUCGGUGACCUCGGACGCCUUCCCCACAGAGACUGAGAAGGAACUGAUCUCGCAGCUUCAAGAUCACUUUAAAGCCGAGUUCAGCGAGCGGGAGAAGAAAGGACAGCUGUACCAACCUCUAUUUGGAGAACUGGCUCUUACGCGGAUCUUGCGACAGAACAGACUUGAUGUGGACGCAUCAGGUGAAUGGAUUCGUUCCUUCUUCAGUGUAUUCGAAGAGCUGGAUGGUGAUACUGUUUUUCCCGAAAUGAUGCAAAAAAUGGAUUGCAUUGAGAAGGAGCAGCGCUUGGUGCGCACAGAGGACUUGCCUGGAGUCAAGGAACUUCAUGGUUUCGUUUCCUUGAUCUACAACCAUGAGCAGUUGACCAAGACCGGGGACCCCUUGAGUUUCUAUCCGCUGGGCGAGCUCAAUAAACAGAAGAUCAUGACCAGGGGAGUCUUUCAACGCUAUGAGCGAUUUGUGCUUCAUGGCUGGCUCUUACGGGCCAUCGAGCUGGAUCGUAUGAGCCGAAAGCAGCAGCGCCUUUGCCGUGUUGUGAACAUCAUCGAUGUGACAGGUUGUACGCUGUCGAAGGUCAUUUGCAAAGCCUUCGACCAGCGAGCAGAGAAGAUGAUGCAGAGAUUGGAGAAACUAGUUCCAGAUCUCACGGCUGGAAACUGGGUGAUCAAUGCCCCGUGGAUCAUGCAGAAGAUUUUCCCCUGGGCAAAGCGAACUCUGAAGAUCAAGGUUGACAAUUGGUUUCUUUGCAACGGUGAUGGCGAGCAGGAUCCGGACUUGCUGACCCUGGUGGAUGUUGCACAACUUCGGGAGCUGGGGGCUUUCAGAUACAAGGCCAAGGAAGAGAAUGAGCAACUUGAUGCGGACUUUCACUACAUAAAGCGCGGCCAGGUCCUCGAAAAAGCGUUAGAGGUUCAGAGUGGGAACCGAGUAUGGUGGAAAUUUGUAGUCUUGCCUGGGGGCCUUUUAUUGCCACCACCAGAAGUGCAAUUUGGCGUGGUGGGAGUUUGGGACAUCCCCGAUGAGGCACCUGUCAGCUCUGAGAGCUCGAGCCGAGCCCGUUGCAGACCCAAGCGAGAAGCUGCGCAGGAAAGGCCAUCUGCCAUGAUCGUAGAAGAUGGGGGCACCUUGGAUCUUGUAACCGGAGACUUCGAAGAUGACGACUCCGACUAUGAAGGUUUGAGAGAAGAGGAGCUUCGCCAUUUCAGCUUGUGGAAGGCUGUGGACGGUGAACAUCAGGGUGAAGUGUUCGUACCAAAGUCAGGCCUGGUGGUCCUUCGGUGGAGCAAUGAGUUCAACAUUCUCCGCGGCAAGCGCAUUCAGUUUGAAGUUGGAAUAGUGGAGGCGCCACAAGCAUCAACAACCACCUGA